Molecule: messenger RNA, 1020 nt
Organism: Aplysia californica (California sea hare)
Lineage: Eukaryota; Metazoa; Mollusca; Gastropoda; Aplysiida; Aplysiidae
Product: snurportin-1
Biological process (GO): snRNA import into nucleus
Cellular component (GO): nucleus; cytoplasm
Source: RefSeq, a predicted model, not a curated record
GAUUUUACAGAGACGUAUAACAGCGCAGGUGCUCCAGAACUGAAAUUCCGAUCUUGUUUACCGAAUGGUAGCCAUAAGUUGUGUGAUGUUCACAAAAUUGACGAUCUGACCAUCCUGGAUACAGUAUACAGCCCAGAAAAGAAGAGAUUCUUCAUUGUGGAUUUAUUACAUUGGAGACAUUACCCGUACUAUGACACAGAGGCAGAGUUCCGGUUCUUUGUCUUGCCAUCCAAAUAUUCCGAACUGGACCGUCCCACAGAAAUUGAUGACGACAAUGAGCAUCCGUUGGAAUUACUAGAAAAGUAUCCCUGCACGCUUGAAAAGAUAGAGGAAGUUCUUAAAAGUACCACAUUCAAGGUUGAAGGGCUAUUGUUUAUCAAGAAGGAUUCCCUGUACGUGACCAAAGAUUCGGAGGAAGUCCUGUGGCUCAAGCUGGACAAAAUGGAAAAGGUGCUGGGCGUGAAGGUGCCGGAGGGCGUCACGUUUGCCAACACCAACAGCCGGGACGAGAAGCGACGCACGGAGCAGGAGGACAGGAAGAAGCUGAAGCUGGAGAGAAUGGCCGCCCGGCAGAAAGAGGCAGCGGACAAAGCCCGGAGGCUGGCGGAGGCGGAGUUGAAGUCGAAAGAGGAGAACGCGUCUGAGGAGAACGGUGAAGGGGGCAAUGAUAAUACGGAGGCGUGCGACGGGGAACGGGGUUCUAGUGCACAACAGGAGGAGAAUGAGGGAGGGGAGUGAAAGGUUGCUUGAGGGUAGUUGGGAAAACAUGCGCUUUCUUGUCGUAUCUUCAUCUUUUUAAAACGGUGAAAAAUGUGACCUCUUCUUAAGCUCACUCUUUGAUAUGAAGUGUUUUCACUCUUGUUAUUAAGAAUGUAGAUAUGACAAGAAAGCACUGGGGUCGCGAUGUGUUCACUUGGAAAGGUGCGAGUGUAUGAGGUGUGCUGAGUGUGUUUGUGUGGAUGAUAUCCGGGAAAAAUUGAUUAUGAAUUUAUUAUUUUUUUUACGUCAAAACGUUAAGUA